AUGGAGGAGGAUAAGCUCCCAUCCUCACUGCCUGAGGAAGGCGGUGCCACUUGGGACCCCAGCCUGGCACCUGAGGAGGAACCUGGGGUCCAGAAUGGAAUGGCAGCCAGUGAGGAACUGAGCAGCCGCCUCAGCAGCCCAGUGCACGAGGAGAGGGGAACCCUGGAGGAUACUGAGGAGCCCACAGAGGACCCAGAUGAGACUCUGUCUGCCAUCAGCCUGGGCCUCUCCCUCACCAAUGGCCUAACCCUGGGGCCAGAUACGAACAUUCUAGAAGAUUCAACAGAGUCCAGGCCCUGGAGGGUUGGUGAGCUGGUGGAGGGGGAGGACAUCCCCAGGAGCCUCUGUGCAGACACUGAGGACCCUCAGCUGGGGCUGGAUGGCACCGGGGAGCCAGAUGUGCGGGAUGGCUUCAGUGCCACCUUUGAGAAGAUUCUGGAGUCAGAGCUGCUGCGGGGCACCCAGUACAGCAGCCUUGACUCCCUGGACGUCCUGAGCCUCACAGAUGAGAGUGACAGCUGCGUCAGCUUCGAGGCCCCCCUCACCCCCCUCAUCCAGCAGAGGGCCCGUGACAGCCCCGAGCCAGGGGCUGGGAUGGGUGUGGGGGACAUGGGGCCUGAGGGGGACAUGGGGGCAGCUGGUGGUGAUGGGGAGCUGGGCAGCCCCCUGCGGCGCUCCAUCUCUAGCAGCCGCUCAGAGAACGUCCUGAGCCGCCUGUCUCUCACAACGGUGCCCAAUGGAUUCCAUGAAGACGGGCCCCAGGGUCCAGGCGGGGAUGAGGAGGAAGAUGAGGAGGACACAGACAAGUUGCUGAACUCAGCCAGUGAUCCUAGCCUGAAAGAUGGCCUGUCAGACUCGGACUCAGAGCUGAGCAGCUCGGAGGGGCUGGAGCCUGGCAGCACAGACCCGCUGGCCAACGGGUGCCAGGGGGUCAGCGAAGCUGCUCGCCGGCUGGCCCGCCGCCUCUACCACCUUGAGGGCUUCCAGCGCUGUGAUGUGGCCCGGCAGCUGGGCAAGAACAACGAGUUCAGCAGGCUGGUGGCUGGGGAGUACCUCAGUUUCUUCGACUUCUCAGGCCUCACUUUGGACCGAGCACUCAGAACCUUCCUGAAGGCAUUCCCACUGAUGGGGGAAACACAGGAGCGUGAGCGGGUCCUGACACACUUCUCCCGCCGGUACUGCCAGUGCAACCCUGAUGACAGUACCUCGGAAGAUGGGAUCCACACGCUCACCUGUGCUCUGAUGCUGCUCAACACGGACCUGCACGGACACAACAUUGGCAAGAAGAUGUCCUGCCAGCAAUUCAUUGCCAACUUGGACCAACUGAAUGACGGCCAAGAUUUUGCCAAAGAUCUGCUGAAGACACUUUACAACUCCAUCAAGAAUGAAAAGCUGGAAUGGGCCAUUGACGAAGAUGAGCUGAGGAAAUCCCUGUCUGAGCUGGUGGAUGACAAGUUUGGGACAGGAACAAAGAAGGUUACCCGGAUCCUGGAUGGUGGCAACCCCUUCCUGGAUAUCCCACAGGCUCUCAGCGCCACCACCUACAAGCAUGGUGUGCUGACCCGGAAGACUCACGCCGACAUGGAUGGCAAGAGGACACCCCGUGGGAGGCGUGGCUGGAAGAAAUUCUAUGCGGUGCUCAAAGGGACCAUCCUGUACCUGCAGAAGGAUGAGUACCGGCCUGACAAGGCUCUGUCAGAGGGCGACUUGAAGAAUGCCAUUCGUGUGCAUCACGCGCUGGCCACCAAGGCCUCUGACUACAGCAAGAAGUCCAAUGUGCUCAAACUGAAGACAGCAGACUGGAGGGUCUUCCUUUUCCAGGCUCCGAGCAAGGAGGAAAUGCUGUCCUGGAUCCUGAGGAUCAACCUGGUGGCGGCCAUCUUCUCAGCCCCGGCUUUCCCAGCAGCCGUCAGCUCCAUGAAGAAGUUCUGUCGGCCCCUGCUGCCCUCCUGCACCACUCGCCUCUGCCAGGAGGAGCAGCUGCGGUCUCAUGAGAACAAGUUGAGGCAGGUGACUGCAGAGUUGGCAGAGCACAGGUGCCACCCAGUGGAGAGGGGCCUCAAGUCCAAGGAGGCCGAAGAAUACCGGCUGAAAGAGCACUAUCUCACGUUCGAGAAAAGUCGUUAUGAAACCUAUAUUCACCUCCUGGCUGUGAAAAUCAAGGUGGGCUCAGAUGAUCUGGAGCGAAUUGAGGCUCGGCUGGCCAUGCUGGAAGGGGAUGAUCCUUCUCUACGGAAGACACACUCUAGCCCUGCCCUUAGCCAGGGUCAUGGGCCUCUGACUGGAAACAAAGCCACACAGGAUGCUACUGGGUCUGAUACUUAG
This is a messenger RNA of Marmota flaviventris (yellow-bellied marmot), 2325 nucleotides long. RefSeq names its product pleckstrin and Sec7 domain containing 2 (gene Psd2). Gene Ontology annotation, biological process: regulation of ARF protein signal transduction. Gene Ontology annotation, molecular function: phospholipid binding; protein binding; guanyl-nucleotide exchange factor activity. Lineage: Eukaryota; Metazoa; Chordata; Mammalia; Rodentia; Sciuridae. The record is from RefSeq and is a predicted model, not a curated record.